AUGACAGUCACAACAGCCAUUGUUAUCGCUGGUCUAUUUCAAAUUGUGCUGCGCACAUCCUUUUUCUUCGAGCAGGAAAAGGGUCUUUGCUCACCUGCGCCCUCGCUUGCGAGUUGGAUAUUUCUCAUUUCACUUUUGGAUCUAAUCUCCGAUCUAUGCCUCUAUCCUGUACGCUAUAUGCAUCUGCCAUACCUCUGUCAGGUAAUCGUUGAGACCAUUAUCACCAUUUUACUAACGGAAUUCGGCGCUAUUGUUGUAUGGUGUACACUGGAGAAGCUCAUUUGGCGUUUAAUAAAAUCUAUACUACUUGUUAUGGGCAUGUCCACGAUGACCUAUGCCAACUAUGAAACUCUCAUAUUGGGCGUGACAACAACAUCGAUCAGUCUGGUGAUAUUGGCUUUUGUCGGUCAGGCGACCGAUCACUUUCACAUGAUACGCAAGAAAUGUCAACGCAUCGAACGUAAAGUGGCGCUGAACAUCGAAAUGUUGUGGCAUUAUGUAAAUGGUUGCGGCACGCCGCCACGCCGCUGCAAGGGCAUGCACGAAUGCAUGUCGGAUGAUUUUGAGGAUAUUUGCUGUCCGAAGCGUAGACGCAGACGCAGAAGAUGCUGAACUGGAACAGUGUGCGGAUUAUGGCGAUCAAAUAUGUACAUAUAUGGCGUAAAAAACGCUCAUUUCGGAAGUAUAUUUACUCUCUCAAAUCUCUGUA
Molecule: messenger RNA, 709 nt
Organism: Rhagoletis zephyria (snowberry fruit fly)
Lineage: Eukaryota; Metazoa; Arthropoda; Insecta; Diptera; Tephritidae
Source: RefSeq, a predicted model, not a curated record